Molecule: messenger RNA, 2074 nt
Organism: Volvox carteri f. nagariensis
Lineage: Eukaryota; Viridiplantae; Chlorophyta; Chlorophyceae; Chlamydomonadales; Volvocaceae
Exons: 11
Coding region: 153-1451 (432 amino acids)
Biological process (GO): protein folding
Cellular component (GO): cytoplasm; prefoldin complex
Source: RefSeq, a predicted model, not a curated record
CAAACUAUUAGCUUAAGUUUCCCCAUUAUAGGCCACAUCACUUAAUAACGUUGUGAGGUGCUCAUAUCAGGGAGGAGCUACUUGGCGUUUAGGAUUUCAUAAAACAUAUUAUCAUGACCAUUACCAACUUUUAGUUUUGGACCAGCGAGGGUAUGAGCAUGCUAGGGGCGGGCGAAGCCGCAAGCGAGCGGCCCUUGGCCUUCGCUUUUGACUCGCCCCCGCUUGUGACGCCCCAACCAGUGUUUCUUCAGCCACAUUAUGCAGUCCGGCUGUGCAUUGAUGAGCCCAUGAUUGGGCUUCCGGACACGGGACGGCUAGCGGCGCUUUGUUUCACGGCAGACACGCUUAUAGAGCGCGUGCACAAGGUGCCAAAGUCCGCAGCCCAAUUCGAUGUCAGCAUCCUGCAGGAAAUUGAGGCACUAUGUCACCAAGUAGCUCCCAAGAAGCAUGCGCAGACGACCAUGCAAGACCUCGGGCUGCUGGACCUCUUUCCCUACCUAGCCAUGGGCUUGAGCGGUGACAAGCUGGAUACCGUGCAAAGUAAUCCGGGUGCGGCUUACUUCAACUACGUUUCACUCUUGAACCAGGUGGUGAUGAUGGGUACGCAGCUUUACCACGAUGCCUGCAUGCCGCAACACCACAAGUAUGCGGCGCACCAGAUCGCACUGCUCUAUCAAUGUCUGAACAUGCUCCAAGGCGACACCAAGCCGAUUCGCCGGGUAGUGGAGGCACGCUUUGACGAAAUCAAGGCCAUUACAGAGUCCAGAGAUCCCUACCUGCCGAUUGAGCUGUCCGCGUGGAUCCAGGAGGUCACGUGGCUGUGCCGAGAGGAGAUCCAGGCCUGCCCAGCGUACGUCCACCGGCGGUUAGAUGCCGUACUGCGGGCUGCACGCGGCGAGGGCGGCAGCGGCGGCGGCGGCGGCGGCGGACCGCAACGCGAGGAUGAUGAGGAAACGGGGCCUUUGGUGUGCCAGUCAGAUGAACUCCAAGUCAUCAAGUCAUCCAAGUCUCCUAGGGGAGAGAGGCGGGUCUACACGGGCGCGGCAGUGCAGGCCUUAGGGGUUCAGGUUACCCCGGCCCAGAAGACUCAAGUAGAGGUGCUGAGUGAAGACCAACAACGAAUUAACAUGUUUAGCCGCCUGCAUGCCAAAAUGCAAGAUCUCGAACGAUCGUUAAAACAGCACAAGAAUGCAUUGGAGGAGCUAGAAGAUGCCGGGAACGAGCUUAUGCUCUCGGACGAAGACAACGUGCGUUUCGUCAUUGGGGAGUGCCUCGUCCAAUUCGAGAAAGAUGCAGCUGAGACCCGCCUCGAGGAGAUGACGAAAGACAUCCAAACGGAGGUGGAGAAAACCACCGGCGAGCUGCAGGAAGUCAAGGCCAAGCUGCAGGAGCUGAAGAGCACCCUGUACGCGAAGUUUGGGAAACAGAUCAACCUGGAGGAUGAACCCUAAAGAGUGACUGCGGAACAGCCUUUGGGAACCUGAGCGUGUUCUAAUAAGGAUUGCUGCAGGGGGCGCUGCUUUGCAAGUCGCUAAUGGGCCUUCCUUUCGACGCACGGAGGGAAGACGGAGGCGGGGGAGGAGGUUAUUAUAAACAACCGAGCUGAGGCGAGGUGUUUGUUUGUGUUUGAAGCCAGCAGCGAACUAAGGCAUACUGCCUGUGGUUCAGAUGGCGAUUCCAUUGCUUACGGGGUCUCGGCUUGAGAGUGAGAGCAUCGACGAUCCUGCUCAUGGCCGCCGUACAUGGCGUUUUAGAAUACGGCAUUUGUAGUUCAUGUCUUUGGUGCGAUGGGCUUUAAAAGGGGAAAUUCGAUGGGAAUUUAGAACUCGUGGUAGUUUUUGCACCAUAACUUUUUAGGCGCUUCUAACUGAUGUACGGAUGUCAUCAAACACCUUUAUGAUCAAUAUUCUUUCUUGGCUUUACAGGCUUCGCUAGCGUUUACAAGGCUGUGCAGCUGUGGGUCAAAGUGCUUACCUACACUUUUAUUUCAGUUCAUGACCUCAGAUAUUGAGGCACACGCCGGCGUUCUCUAAUUGAAAAGGAUUGCCUCUCGGUCUUAAUUAUGCCUACGUUA